CAAAUAUACCCAUAACCUAGCCCUUAUACAUCGACACAAAAACAGCAAACGCCUCCAUACUCCAUUGCUGUUCUCUCCAUCGUUGCCUCCUCAAGCCCUCCCCUGUGAAGCCACCGCCGGUAGCCAUCUCCUCCCCACCGGUCGGAUAUCGUCACAGCCGCCCGCAGCAACAUCGGAGACCUUCGACCCCACAGCUAAGCAUGGAAUUAUUAUAACUGCAGCGACCAUGGCUGAACAAGAAACUCUCAUUGAUGAAAACUUCCCCUUAUUUUCUCAAAAACCAAUCAAAAGAUCCUCCAAACCUGUCACCACCAUUGCUGAUACCCCUACCCCCACCCACCACGAAUUGGUCAAAGACACAUCAUCCAACCCCAACCCCAACACUACUCGCCUCACUUUUUCUGACCUAAAUCUUUCCGAUUGGGCCCUUCAAACCUGCAAAGAAUUAGGCAUGAAAAAACCUACCCCUGUUCAACAACACUGCAUCCCUCGUAUCCUUUCUGGUGAAGAUGUAUUAGGUAUAGCUCAGACUGGAAGUGGUAAAACCGCAGCUUUUGCAUUGCCUAUCCUACACCGCCUCGCGGAGGAUCCUUUUGGUGUGUUUUGUCUGGUGGUGACUCCCACCCGCGAGCUGGCAUACCAGCUGGCAGAACAAUUUCGGGCCCUUGGAUCAUGCUUGAAUUUAAGAUGUGCUGUUAUAGUUGGUGGGAUGGAUAUGAUUAGCCAAUCACAGACCUUGAUGCAACGCCCUCAUGUUGUAAUUGCAACUCCUGGAAGAAUUAAAGUUCUUAUCGAGCAGAAUCCUGAUAUUCCUCCUGUCUUUUCUAACACCAAGUUCUUAGUGUUGGAUGAAGCAGAUAGAGUUUUGGAUACGGGUUUUGAAGAUGAGUUAAGAGUGGUGUUCAACUGCUUACCAAAAAACAGACAGACUUUGUUAUUUUCUGCAACAAUGACAAGCAACCUCCAAUCAUUACUUGAGGUUUCUGCAAAUAAAGCGUACUUUUAUGAGGCUUAUGAAGGGUUUCAAACAGUGGAUACUCUCAAACAGCAGUAUAUAUUUAUUCCUAAAAAUGUGAAGGAUGUUUAUCUGCUUCAUAUUUUGUCACGAAUGGAAGAUAUGGGGAUCCGAUCUGCCAUAAUUUUUGUUUCCACAUGCAGGAGCUGUCAUCUUUUGGGAUUAUUGAUGGAAGAGCUUGAUCAGGAAGUGGCUGCAUUACAUUCAUUCAAAUCACAGUCUUUAAGGCUAUCUGCUCUUCAUAGAUUCAAAUCUGGGAAAGUCCCUGUGUUGCUUGCAACUGAUGUUGCUAGUAGGGGUUUGGACAUUCCUACUGUUGAUCUUGUCAUUAAUUAUGAUAUUCCAAGAUAUCCAAGGGACUAUGUUCAUCGUGUUGGAAGAACAGCUAGAGCUGGUAGAGGAGGAUUAGCAAUAAGUUUCAUCACCCAGAAUGACAUAGACCUUAUUCAUGAGAUAGAAGCUGAUCUUGGAAAAAAAUUGGAAAAGUUUGAGUGUAAAGAGAAUGAGGUGCUUGAAGAUAUUACAAAGGUUUAUAAGGCAAAACGUGUGGCGACAAUGAAAAUGAUGGAUGAUGGUUUUGAAGAAAAGGCAAAAGCAAGAAAAGCACAGAAGAUGAAGAGUUUGGCUGAGAAAGGAUUGUUGACGAAAAACAAGAGACGAAAAAGAGAAACAUAUGCAAAUGCAUCACACUAGUUUCAAAUUCAAUACCAAUAUACCAUGAAUUUUUGUUGUUCAACUACAUAGUUUACAUUAACCGAUAAAAGAUUGAAAUCACUCAUUAGUCAAAGAGAGACUGUUGAUUAAAAUUUGUUAUUUGUUAAUUACAUCAGACACAAAAAGAGAG
Lactuca virosa is the source of this 1859-nucleotide messenger RNA. Lineage: Eukaryota; Viridiplantae; Streptophyta; Magnoliopsida; Asterales; Asteraceae. The record is from the annotation of a GenBank genome assembly.